This is a messenger RNA of Eruca vesicaria subsp. sativa (arugula), 1035 nucleotides long. Lineage: Eukaryota; Viridiplantae; Streptophyta; Magnoliopsida; Brassicales; Brassicaceae. The record is from the annotation of a GenBank genome assembly.
CAAAAAAACAAAAAAAGAAGGAACGAAAAAAAGCAGUGAGUGUGAUUAGUUAACGACGACGGAGAAGACAAAGACGAUGGCGACAGAGACGACGACGCAAUCAUACAGCGAGCAAUGGUACUGGGACGAACGCUACACGAACGAAUCUGAGCCGUUCGAUUGGUACCAAAGCUACUCUUCAUUGGCUCCUCUCAUCAACCUCUACGUCCCUAACCGUCCCCGCCCCGUCCUCGUCAUCGGAUGCGGAAACUCAGCGUUCAGCGAAGGCAUGGUUGAUGAUGGGUACGAAGAUGUGGUCAAUACCGAUAUUUCAUCUGUUGUUAUCGAUGCUAUGGUGAAGAAAUACUCUGACCGUCCUCAGCUGAAAUAUUUGAAGAUGGAUGUGCGUGAUAUGAAGGCGUUUGGAGAUGCUUCCUUUGAUGCUGUCAUUGAUAAAGGAACCUUAGACUCUAUUUUGUGUGGGAGCAAUUCAAGGCAACACUCAACGCAGAUGCUUGAGGAGGUUUGGAGGGUCCUCAAGGAUAAAGGAGUCUAUAUUCUGAUUACAUACGGAGCUCCGGAUUACCGUCUUAGGCUGUUUAAAGACUCACGCUCUUGGACAACCAAACUCCAUGUCAUAGACAAAAGUUUAACCGGUCAACCAUUAGAAACGUCAAAAUGGGAACUGACAAAACCCAUUCCUCUAGAUGCUGAGGGAAGUUCAGUGGAAUCUGCAAUUGGGAAAAGCCCUGAUGUUCAUUACAUCUAUGUCUGUAUUAAGGAUGAGUCGUUGAAGAAGGAAGCAGACGCAGUUUGAAGUCAUGGGAAUUUCUUUUCUGCUCGUUGCUUAGACAUAUAGGUCCUACAAGGACUUGGCGUUGUCUUUGUUGUAUUUAUGUGCAACAGGGUAUACGAUCAUAUCUUGGAUUCAUGUUUACUUUCUUGUUAGAAGAGAAACAAAAGUUAUAUUUUAGCAUUCUUGGCUCAACGUUGGUUGCAUUAUACUCACGAUAUCAUAUUAGCAUAUGCCUUUUCUUCAAAGAAAACAACUUUUUG